AAUUUCCCUCAAAACCUAACUGUAAAUUCUAAGCGCUGCACAAAUUUGCUGCUCCUUCAGCGAAACGUUUUUUAGAUUGGUUUGCUAUAUUUGUUAAUGUUUGCCUGCAUAUUAAAAUGACUUCGUUUAGCUCAGCUGGUGCAUUGAUGCCUCUUGAUGUGUAUUAUGAUCACUGUGUGCUCCCAAAACCAAAUAUACCCAAACGCUAUCCGGGAGUAAUUGGUAACGCAAAGAAAAAACGCGAGGCAGCUCGUUUACAAUCAUACAAGGACAAUGCAGAGGAUGAUGAUGAUGAGGAAAUAGAGGAGGAUGAGGAGGAAAUGGAAGUGGAGCGAAAACAUGUUGAUGAGUUUGAUUCUUCAAUACAGGAUUCCAACAUGAAUCAAAUUGACUAUGAGACAAAUGAAUUUAAUAUGUUGUACGAAGAGACCAAGGAUGUAAAGGACAAAAUUGAUCAAAAUCCCGCUACUGCCGUGUCAGAAACACCUGCUGGUUCAGCUCAGUGGCGGAUUCAGCCCAAUAAUGUGAAUAGGCCGCCUGGAGCCGCUCCCUUGAUUCCCACGAAUGCACCGCGCGGUAAUCUCCAAUCGGCUGCUGGACGCGCUGGUCGCGGUAUCCGAAAAAAGCGCUUCUAUCCUAAUAACAACAAUAAUAAUAAUAAUCGCAACAAUUCGCCGAAUUCUGUACACAAUCGAUUGGGAUACAAUGCGCAGCGUGGAAGGUUUCCAAUGCGAAACAACAACAAUCUAUUUAACAAUAGCAACAACAAUCCAUUUAACAACAACAACAACAAUAACACUAAUAAUAAUAAUUAUAAUGGCAACCCGCAGCAGCAGGUAUUAAUGAAUAUGAACAAUCAGUUUCAGAAUGGCCAAGCACAGAUUAAUCUGAGCAGCCAAAUGAAUUCAAUGCAGCAGCAUUGUCAGUCACAGAUUAAUCCAAUAAUUGGCAGACAGUUUACCAGUUACAUGAAUCCGAAUUCGAAUUCAAAUGAGUUCAACAAUAGUUCCAACAACUUGAUCAGUUCCAAUUCAGUUACUUCGCUGGUCAGUUCAGCCAAUCAAAUUGGAAAUUGUUCUUAUAAUCAUAACAAUGCGCUCAGUCGCCUUGGGCCUCAAUCACGCAGCAUUCCCCAAUCGGUUAACUUGUCAUACGGUAAUAUGAUUCAGCCGAAUUGUAAUUCUCAAUUGCAAUGUGUUCCGAAUAGGAAUAAUGGUAUAGCUGUUUCGGAUUCGUUGCGUCUGGCGGACUUGAUGAACAUGGAUAAGAACAGCUGCAAGAACCUAAAUGUGGCUGAGGUGGCCAAGAAUGCCAUGUUGUUGUUGAGUAGUGUUUACCACAAACCCAUUUUAAAUGAGGACGUGCAGCAGGAGCUUUCGCAUCUGCAGCAAAAUAAUGGGCUGCCUGAAGAACCAUAUGGAUUAGAAAUGGAAAUAAAGCCGGAAUUCACCGAUCAACGUUUUUAUCAUCGUUUCAAAUAGACAGACAGACAGGCAGAAUGGUCACCCUAAACACAUAUAAGUGAGAAUAGUUUAUAGUAUAAGAAGAAGAAGAAGCUGUCAAUGUGUGAAUGGCAAUUCACACAGGCACACAAACACACACCCGAUUUGAAGAGAAGUAUUUGUGCUUUUGUUUUAUUAUUAUUUUUCUGGCUGAUAAGAAAAAACGCCGUGCCGCUUAUCAGCAAUGCACAACAAGAAAUCAACUGACAGCGAGAUGUGAGAUGUGAAGCGAAAGCGAACGAAAAUAGAAACAAAAGGCGAUAAAUGACGGCUAAAGCAAAAAUUUAUAUACACGACGACGAUGUGAGGCACAAAAGCUAAAACGAACGUAAUAACAAUCAAACAGUUAAUCUAAUAGAGACUAAGAACGUGGACGUUAUUUAAAAUGAUCAAUGGCAACGGAUAGCGAAUGUAAUCAGUGUGAUAAUUGAUCCAGUUUUAGUUCAAUAAUAACCUCUAAUCUAAACGAAUUUAAUGCAAA
Molecule: messenger RNA, 1983 nt
Organism: Drosophila innubila
Lineage: Eukaryota; Metazoa; Arthropoda; Insecta; Diptera; Drosophilidae
Product: GATA zinc finger domain-containing protein 4
Exons: 4
Coding region: 117-1481 (454 amino acids)
Source: RefSeq, a predicted model, not a curated record